GCUCGGUGUUAACCGCAGUAGUCACUCCAGAAAAAGGGAAGUAAGAAAAGUACAUAUUGUCAUCCAGAAAUUAAAAUAUUCCAGGGAUUUCUCCUAAAAUUCAUCACUGCAACAAAAAGGAUAUUUAACUAAGAGCAAUGUUAAACUGCUGAAAGAGGUGAAGCACAAGACAUCCUGAAGAAUCUCCAAAACACGCAGAAAUAGUUUGAUACGUUUAACAGAUAAACAAAGCAAAGUCCCGACAUGGAGAAACAUCACCAGCGCAUUCACACAGGAGAUAAACCGUAUAACUGCUCAGACUGUGGGAAGACUUUUACUCAACAGAGUAAUCUCAAAAAACACCAGCGCAUUCACACAGGAGAGAAACCGUAUUACUGCUCAGACUGUGGGAAGAGUUUUAAUCUACAGAGUACUCUCAAAAUACACCAGCGCAUUCACACUGGAGAGAAACCGUAUCACUGCUCAGACUGUGGGAAGAGUUUUAAUCUACAGAGUACUCUCAAAAUACACCAACGCAUUCACACAGGAGAGAAACCGUAUCACUGCUCAGACUGUGGGAAGAGUUUUACUAAACAGAGUACUCUCAAAAUACACCAGCGCAUUCACACUGGAGAGAAACCAUAUCACUGCUCAGACUGUGGGAAUAGUUUUAAUCUACAGAGUACUCUCAAAAUACAUCAGCGCAUUCACACAGGAGAGAAACCGUAUCACUGCUCAGACUGCGGGAAGAGAUUUACUACACAGAGUCAAUUCAAAAUUCACCAACGCACUCACACAGGAGAGAAACCAUAUUACUGCUCAGACUGUGGGAAGAGUUUUAAUCAAGAGGGUCAUCUCAAACGACACCAGCGCAUUCACACAGGAGAGAAACCGUAUCACUGCUCAGACUGUGGGAAGAGUUUUAAUCGACAGAGUAAUCUCCAAAAACACCAGCGCAUUCACACAGGAGUGAAACCAUAUCACUGCUCAGACUGUGGGAAGAGUUUUAAUCAACUGAAUUAUCUUAAAAAUCACCAGCGCAUUCACACAGGAGAGAUAACUGUCCCAGAUGUGUUUCACUGCAAAAAAAAAAGUGCAAAUUCUAAAUCCUAAAUUCCAAAUUCUUUGACAGCCAAAACACCUUAUUCCACUCAGAAUCUUCACUCUGUCACUUGAGACACAUUCCACCAGAAACAAACAAGAGACUGAUAUAAACAAUGGCUUUUACAGAUUCAGCAAAAUGAAUCUUAUCUGGGGAUGUUGUUUAAUGUAUUCCAUUAUAUGUUUUCCCCAGACAUGUAUAAAGAACUAGAGACCCAGACUUAAGUAAAAGUACAAGUAUAUUUCAUUAGUAGUUGAAGUGUUCUUUAAGCAUCAUACUUAAGUACUACUUAUGUAUUGCAAGUAGUUUUUUUCUACAUGUUCUAAUCUAGUACUGUAAUGUGUAGUGAUGUGUUAUGUAGAGAUUACAGAAAAAACUCAACUUUGAAUAUCAUCUUGUUUAUAUUAUUUCAAAUGUUUAGGCUAAAGGACUAUUUUCCUCUGGCUGAAACAACAGCACAAGAACAGGAAUGCACAGGAUAGAGUACAUUUACAUGAAGUCUUAAAUUAACUUUUUGUGUUGAACACACAGCAAACUCAGCCACACUGCCCUCCCUUAAAAAACAUGGACUGUAAAUGAAUUUGAGAAGUGUCUCCAGGGGGAGGUUGAGCAUCAUAUCAGUAGUGAAGUAAAAAUAAUACUCCAGUAGAUACAGGUACAGCAUUUUGGUAGUUAAGUACAGUGGUAAAGUAGUUCUGCUUGUUACUAUAUAUCUCUGCUAACACCAGCAUGAUCUGUUGGGUCUUUUCCAAGAAUAAAUAAAAGUGAUAAUGCUAGUUUACAGUAAAAUCCUUUCUUGGACACUUCACUAAUUUACAGGUUCUGCAUUAGCCUUUAGAACUAAUAAUAUUUAACAUUUAAAGAGCGUGGAUUUCAGAAUUCCAGGACAUUUGUAGUUUAAAAAUUGAGUAUGAUUUGCCAUAAGGAGGAAAGAAUAUUUUGGUAAAUGUAUAUUUCAUCCCCAGCCUUAACAGAUUCUCAUUUGUUUGUAAAUGUAAACCUUUUCAUUUUAUUUUCUCCAAUUCUGUUCAUUUAUUUACCUUGCACAGGUGUAUUGUGUCACCCUGUUUAAUGUUGUUCAAAAGGAGUCUUUGUUUUUGCUGGUUAAAAUAUGAAUGUAUUUUUUGACCUUCGUGGAAUUAUGUGUUUUGUUUUGAUUAAUCAAAUUUAAUCAUUAAGUGUUUUUUUUAGAACAUAUGGUAGAUUUCUGAUUCUGUAAUCCACAUAGUUGAUCAAAGUUCCUUUGGGACAAGCAGUUAGCCAGGUCAAAUUUAAAUUACUAAUGAACCAAUAAAAGUACAUUCAUGUAGGUUU
Astyanax mexicanus (Mexican tetra) is the source of this 2395-nucleotide messenger RNA. RefSeq names its product zinc finger protein 239-like. Gene Ontology annotation, molecular function: DNA-binding transcription factor activity; RNA polymerase II cis-regulatory region sequence-specific DNA binding. NCBI's taxonomy places the organism in Eukaryota, Metazoa, Chordata, Actinopteri, Characiformes, Acestrorhamphidae. Gene Ontology annotation, biological process: regulation of transcription by RNA polymerase II. The transcript has 2 exons. The coding region runs from base 244 to 1092 and encodes 282 amino acids. The record is from RefSeq and is a predicted model, not a curated record.